CAUUUGUACCACGAUGGCGACUGUUUUAAAUUUGAAAGAGGUUAAUACAAAAUUGUUUAAUAUUCUUUUAAAAUCGGCUUUUACAAGCAGAAACUUUAGUCAACUGACCCUUAGACAAAAACCUCUUCGUCUACACACACCAUUAAUCUACCAGCUUCAAAAGUCUUCUACGGCACCUAAAGAACCAGAAAAAUCACCGAAAGCAAGCGCCAACGUUCUUUCGUUAAUCUUAAAUAAAGCGCCUAAAAAUAUACCAAGAAGUCAACCUGUCAGAGGAUGCUUUCACCCGGGGGCCUCGGCAUUAUCUCGGGAUGCCUUGCCAUUAGAGGGGGGCAAACCUAUUACAGGCAUGCAAAUGAUCAACGCGAUGUUGCAGUAUAUUUGGCCAGCAGACAACAAAGAAAUACGGGAUAGGGUAAAACUAGCCUUAUCCCUAUUAAUUGCUGCUAAAGUAGUGAAUGUGAGUGUUCCAUUUAUUUUUAAAUAUUCCAUUGACUACUUGAACCUUAAUGCUGGAUCAGUUUUAAACAUGGAUACAGCCCCUCAGACAGUCGCCACUGUGGCUACAAGUUUACUGCUAGGGUAUGGUAUAGCUAGAGCAGGAUCCGCUGGUUUUAAUGAACUGAGAAACGCUGUUUUUGCUAGAGUUGCACAACAUUCCAUCAGAAGAAUAGCAAAAAAUGUGUUUUUACAUUUGCACAAUUUGGAUCUUUCGUUUCACCUAGGCAGACAGACUGGUGCCUUAUCAAAAACGAUUGAUAGAGGUUCUAGAGGAAUAAAUUUUGUACUGACCGCAAUGGUUUUCAAUAUAGUACCCACAAUGUUUGAACUUGCUAUUGUUUCGUCUAUACUGGGUGUUAAAUGUGGUGCAGCAUUUGCAGGGAUAUCUUUGGGCUGUGUUGGUGUGUAUGCUGCUUACACGUUGGGCAUAACGCAGUGGCGUACGAAAUUUCGAAUUUUCAUGAAUAAAGCUGAGAACGAUGCAGGAAAUAAAGCUGUAGAUUCUUUGAUUAACUAUGAGACAGUAAAGUACUUUAAUAAUGAAAGGUAUGAAGCUGAUAAAUACGACGAAUCUUUAAAAAAAUAUCAGGAUGCUAGUUUAAAAACCAGUUCUAGUUUGGCAAUGUUAAAUUUUGGUCAGAAUGCGAUUUUUAGUGUUGCCUUGAGUGGUAUUAUGAUUUUGGCUGCAAAUGAAAUACUUAGAGGAAACAUGACUGUGGGAGACUUAGUAAUGGUAAAUGGUCUUCUCUUUCAAUUGUCAAUUCCUUUAGGAUUUUUAGGCAGUGUCUACAGAGAAGUAAGACAGGCUCUUAUUGACAUGCAAACUAUGUUUGCCUUAAUGUCUAUGGAUAGUAAUAUUAAGAACAAACCACAUGCACCCUAUCUGUAUGUUGAUUCUAAAUCAUCUGAAAUUGUUUUUGAUAAUGUUAGUUUUGAUUAUGGUUCAAGAAAAAGUAUCUUAAAUGGCUUGAAUCUAACUAUACCGCCUGGGAAGAAGAUUGCUAUUGUUGGUGGUUCAGGAUCGGGGAAAACUACCUUGGUGAGAUUGCUCUAUAGAUUCUUUGAGCCUACUAAUGGAAGGAUUUUAAUAGCUGGGAAUGAUAUUCGUAAUGUCGAUUUAGAAAGCCUAAGAAAAUCUAUUUCAAUUGUUCCUCAGGAUUCAGUGCUGUUUCAUGAUACUAUUUUACAUAAUCUAAGAUACGGAGACCUAAAUGCCAGUGAAGAAGAGGUCAUUGAGGCUGCCAAAAUGGCAGAAAUUCACGAUUCCAUAAUGAAGUGGCCUAAUAAAUACCAAACACAAGUGGGUGAACGGGGUUUGAAGCUAUCAGGAGGAGAAAAACAAAGAGUAGCGAUAGCCAGAGCUAUUUUGAAAAAUUCACCUAUCUUAAUUUUCGACGAGGCUACAAGCUCGUUGGAUUCUAUUACAGAAUAUAAUAUCCUUAAAGCUUUGCGCAAUGCUACCAAAGGAAGGACUUCCAUAUGCAUUGCUCACAGGUUGAGCACCAUCAUGGACUCUGACGAAAUAUUCGUUUUUGAGCACGGAAGAGUAAGUGAAAGGGGCACACACGACAGCCUUUUACAGAAUCCAAAUAGCCUGUAUUACAAGUUGUGGAAUACUCAAAACCACACUUAUAAACCUGUCAAAGAAGAAAAGUCAAAAGAAAUUUAGCUGUAAGUAAAAUGGUUUAUUUUUUUAAAGGAAGAGAAAUGUUUGUUUUAAGUUAAAAUAUUUUUCAAAAAUAAUAUGAGAAUUACACCGAAAAUAAUUUGAAAUUACGCCAAAAUACAGUGUCGUUACUCUAAAAAGGUAUUUCCAACAGUGCACGUAUUUUCCAAAAUGUGUUUUGCUGUACAGGAUGUCCAAAAUUCGGCGGGUCUAGGAAACUAUAAGUGUUGGAAAGAGGUCAAAUAAUGGUAGUUUUGCAAUAACUUUAUUUUUUAAAUACUUCAUUAAUUUUUAUUUAUUUCACAAAAAUAUAUACAUUAAAAAAAAAACAUGAAAUACAUCAUAAUUUUUUUAAUUUGCCAUAAUUUGACCUCUUUCGUAUCUCUAAUAGUUUCCGAGAUCUCAGUUCACCCUAGGACACCCUGUAUAAUAACUUUAAUCAAAGUUGACCUUACAUUUUUCCAUAAUAUAAGCAUAAUUCCUUUUCCAAAUACUUUUUAAGGGAUUUCAUCGACUAUACGUCUAAUUAUUUUGUUUAUAUAUUUUUUAGUUGUAUAAAACUGUAAAUACAAUAAUAAAUUACUUGUAUUUAUAAGUAUUAUUGUUCUAAAACUACUUUAUCUAGGUUAGGUUUUGUUCAUCACAGACACGCGCCAAAUUUUAAACAAAUAAUUAUAAUUUUAUUUAUUAUAAACAUUGUAAAUAAAUAUAUAUUAUAUAUAA
Molecule: messenger RNA, 2890 nt
Organism: Sitophilus oryzae (rice weevil)
Lineage: Eukaryota; Metazoa; Arthropoda; Insecta; Coleoptera; Curculionidae
Product: ATP-binding cassette sub-family B member 7, mitochondrial-like
Exons: 12
Coding region: 14-2170 (718 amino acids)
Biological process (GO): transmembrane transport; intracellular iron ion homeostasis
Cellular component (GO): mitochondrial inner membrane
Molecular function (GO): ABC-type transporter activity; ATP binding; ATP hydrolysis activity
Source: RefSeq, a predicted model, not a curated record